AGUCUCCUCUCCGAGAGACAGCCACGCUGCCGCUGCUGCUGCUGCUUUCCGACGCUGGAGUACGAGGGGCAAACAGCGAGCUCCAUCACCGUCACCAUCAUCCGCUCGAGUCUCAGAUCCGGGGGAUUUACGCCGCUCUUCUUUUUGAGACCCGCGGAGUAAAAGUGCAGAGCGCACACGCGGAGCGCAGAUCAAGCCUUUUUUUUUUUUUUUUUUUGGUCUCUGACACUUGCAGUGAAGAAUGUUUCCAGCUCACUAGAGCCUGAAACCACGCGGAUAGUGGAAUUACAAUCCGACUUGUUUAAUGAAGAGGAAGAAGCAGCAUCCUUUCUCAACGUAAAGGACCUGCAUUCAAGGGAGCAGCUUCCGUUCACACCCGAUUGGAUGAGAGUCUAAUUAGCCCUUGGCAACGAAAGAUGACGUUUCCAUGGAAACAAAUAGUUCUGCUAUCAAUCACCGGAUGCCUUGCAGCUUGUACAGAGGAUGUCAUAUUUCAAGGGCCGAGAUUGAGGACCGAGCCAAGUGACCUCAUUUUAGCCAUCAACUCUCCGGACCAGAGGGCCACUAUUAUGUGCGAGGCGGAAGGGAUCCCGACGCCGCAGUACAGAUGGUCACUGAACGGAACACUCAUUGAUCUGAGGACUGACUACCGGCGUCGCUUGUCUGGAGGCAACCUGAUCAUUAGCAACCUGGACAAGGACCAAGACGUGGGGAUUUACCAGUGCGCUGCCUCCAACACGUGGGGCUCCGUCCUCAGCCGGGAAGUGACUCUCCAAUUUGCAUAUCUUGAGAACUUCAAAACCCAGACGGUAAGGAGUGCAGUCAAUGUUCGAGAGGGACAAGGAGUGGUGUUGUUGUGUGGACCACCUCCGCAUUCUGGAGAACUGUCUUUUGCCUGGAUCUUCAACGAAUAUCCGAAUUUCAUUCAACAAGACAGUCGUCGGUUCAUCUCUCAAGAAACUGGGAGUCUGUAUAUCGCUAAAGUGGAGCCCUCAGAUGUGGGCAAUUACACCUGUGUCGUCAACAACACCGUCACCAGAGAGAAGGUGCUGAGCUUGCCGACGCCUCUGGUGCUCCGAAGUGACGGUCCAAUGGGUGAAUAUGAACCCAAAAUAGAAGUCCAUUUCCCUGAUUCGGUUCCAGCAGCCAAGGAAUCGUUGGUGAAAUUGGAAUGCUUCGCGCUGGGAAAUCCUGUCCCAGAGAUUACCUGGAGGAGAACCAGCGGUGUCCCCUUCCCCCAAAAGGUCAAGAUGAAAAGCUCCAACGCGGUUCUUGAAAUUCCCAAUUUCCAGCAAGAAGAUGCGGGGACGUAUGAAUGUCUGGCGGAGAAUCGGCGAGGCAAAAAUGCCGCACGGGGUCGUAUUUCAUUCCACGCUAAACCUCAGUGGUUCCAGACAAUGGCCGACACGGCUCUGUCCAUCAAGGAAAAUCUCUUCUGGGAAUGCAAGGCCAAUGGAAAACCCAAACCGUCGUACAGCUGGCUGAAGGAUGGCCAGCCGCUCGUGCCUGGGAGUCGGAUGCAAAUCGAAAACGGGGCCCUCUCCGUAACGGCGUUAGACCUGUCUGAUUCAGGGAUGUAUCAGUGUGUGGCUGAAAACAAACACGGCGUUGUUUAUUCCAGCGCCCAACUAAUAGUGUUAGCCUCAGCGCCCAGUUUCUCCAGAAGUCCAUUAAGGGCUUUGCUAAAAGCUCGGUCCGGCAGCGAAGUCACUUUGGAAUGCACGCCUCAAGCUUCACCCCCAGCAAUUAGCUUUUGGAAGAAAGGGAAUGAGGUCAUGCAAAGGAGUGAAAGGACAGCGCUGUAUUCCAACGGAACCCUCAAGAUCGCCAAUGUAACCAAACAAGACGCGGGCAGCUACACGUGUGUCGCGAAGAAUCAGUUUGGAGUGGCCAGCACCACUGGAAAGCUCAUCAUUACAGAUCCCACCAGAAUCACCAUGAGGCCUACUAACAUGGAGAUUAUCGUUGGUGAGAGCAUUGUCUUACCCUGCCAGAUUGCCUCAGAUCCAGCUCUGGAUGUCUCCUUCUCGUGGGCAUUCAACGGCCAGCUCAUCGACUUCCAAAGAGACAGCGAUCAUUUCGAGAGAGUGGGCGGGACUAUAUCGGGGGAUCUAAUGGUCCGUAACAUCCAGCUGAACCACGGGGGGAAGUACGUGUGCCUCAUCGACACAGAUGUGGAGACCCUGUCCACGUCUGCCAUCCUGGUGGUCAAAGGUCCACCAGGGCCUCCUGACAAAGUAACAGUGGAGGAGAUCACAGACAGCACGGCGCAGCUCUCGUGGACUCCUGGAAGAGACAACGGCAGUCCCAUUACAGGUUACAUCAUCCAGGGGAGAACGCCUUUCACCGUUGGAUGGCAAGCUGUCGACACAGUCCCAGAGGUCGUGAAUGGGAACUUGUUGACAGCUACAGUGGUCGGUCUGAACGCGUGGGUGGAGUUCGAGUUCAGAGUAGUGGCCCGUAAUAAUGUGGGCCUCGGGGAACCCAGUCCGCCCUCAGCCAAGACCAGGACAGAGGAUGCAAUUCCCGACGCAGCUCCUACUGAUGUCGGAGGUGGAGGCGGCACCAAGUCUGAAUUAGUGAUAACAUGGGAGCCUGUGCCAGAGGAACUGCAGAACGGAGAAGGCUUUGGUUACAUCAUCGCAUUCAGACGGAAGGGAAAAGUCAUGUGGACGCGAGCUGUCAUGUCCACGCCGGGUGUGACGCGCUACGUCUACAAGAAUGACUCAGUAACGCCCUUCUCACCCUUUGAUGUCAAAGUGGGAGCUUACAACAACCGUGGGGAGGGGCCCUUCAGCUCCAUAGCUACCGUGUACUCAGCAGAGGAAGUCCCCAGUGUAGCUCCGAAGAGGGUUAGGGCCAGAAGUGUGUCUGCAACACAAAUUGAAGUGAUCUGGGAAGCUCUGCCAGCCAUCCCUGAACGAGUGCUUGGCUACGAGAUUGUUUACUGGGAAGACGACACCAAGCCUGACACUGUUGGCAAAGUGCGGGUUUCCAGAAACUUCACGUUGGUGAACAUCACAGGGCUGAAGGCAAACACAGCAUUCUACCUCUCAGUGGCUGCCAUCAAUACCGCCGGGCCCGGACCGCAGUCAGCGCCGAUCAACAUCACGACAAAGAAAUCACCUCCAGACCGCCCCCCUCUCAACAUACAAUGGACCCUGAUAGGCUCCACUCUCAAGAUUCACUGGGAUCCUGUCGUAGCCAUGGAGACGGAGUCAAAGGUCACCGGGUAUUUGGUGCUGCUGAAGCGACAUCGCUACGGCGAUGUCCACACCGUGCGGACCGACAAAACCACCACGGAGCUCAGUCUGUCCACCAAUGACAACUAUUUCAUCCAGAUCAAGGCCAUGAGUGAGGGCGGGGAAGGUGCGGGCAGCGAGCCCAUCGACAUCCACAAACUCAGCAUGGGAGCGAGGGGAUCAGGAGCAAGCCGCCUGAGCUCACUGCACCUCUCUGCAGUCCUCAUCUAUUUACUCCUGUGUUUCGUCUGGUGAUGGCCCAUCCGAAGCGCUCUCCCUCCUGCUCUGCUCUUCGGUCAUCACGUCUGAUGUUGACCCUCCUUGGGAACAGCAGAAGGCCUGGGCGAAGGCAAAAAAAAAAAAAAAACAGUACCCUGCCAAACUCUUUUAAGGGACCACACCACAAAUUUGGAUGGAAACGAACUGUGUGCAUGAUUUACCGUCAGUGUUUCUGCCGACAUACUGCGCGUCACUUUUUAUUUGACAGGUUAUGAUGUCGACAUGUCGAGUACCUUCUGGGGAUACUGCUGCCUUAAAAUCCCUUUAUCGUGACAAUACCAAAUUUGCUGCCAUCCUAUGUUUCAUCAUUUUAUUUUAUUUUUUCCCAAAAAUGAAAGGCUCCUUUUUUACGGGGUGCAGAUUGGUUCCGAUUCGGUCGUGGCGAACUCGCCUUUUUUUUUUUUUUUGUCUAGACGCACAUUAUACAUGGAUUUGAACUGUGCCUCAAACCGAUUUUUCCCGACGUACUAAAAUACAAUUAGACCCUGUGGAGAGGCGUCAGCGCUUCAGGCUUCCUCUACAACACCGUGAAAGAGCUUGGCAUUUUGUUCUCUAUCUCAAGCCCCUAAAUAAUAAAUGCCCAUCGCACUCAGCAUUCUCAGCCUCUCCAGAGAAAAAUCGGCUCUGAUUGCCAAGAGGAGACAUGCAGAGGUUCUGUGUCAGGCAGAUCCCACGAGGCCUGCACCUUCUCUGCAUUUAGACGACCCCUGUGCUAUAUACGUAGAUCAUGUUACGUGUACAAUACAUGCAAGAUGACCAGCCUGCCCAAUGCACAACCAACUACAGGAUUAUAGUGCCUUCACUAGAGCUUUUCCCUCGACAUUCGGCAAAACCUUUAAUUUGCUAAUAUGUUCCUUUAACAAGCAAGAGAGGAUGUAGAGAAAGAUUAGUAUUGGCGAGUAGUAUAUUGAUCACAUUUCUAAUACAGUGGCACCUCGGUUCUCGACCACAAUCCGUUCCAGACGGCUAUUCAAGAAGCGAAUUGUUCGAAAUCUGAAUCGAUUUUUCCCAUUACAAUGAAUGGAAAAAAGAAAUAAUGCGUUCCAAGCCUUAAAAUAGUCUUUUGUAGGAGUGAAUGUAGAGUGUCUGCUGCAGGUGCGCUGUUCCUCUAUGUGUGUGGCCGCUGCAUGUGGGAGGGGUUGCCGAGUGAGUGACGUCUCUCCAGAAGUGAAGAGGUGCCCGGUGCGUGUCCAGCUCUGAAUGUGCGCUUCUGUGCAGUUUGGCUGUGACAAAGUCAUAAACCAAGUCACGCUCUGUCCCAGACUCGCCUCAUCCCUGUCCCAGCUCCAGCCCACAACAGGACAUCAAACCCUGGAGUGGAGGUGUGGAGAGCGAGCACCUCCCCUGUGACACUCUACCACGGUCCAGUGCGGAGACAGGAAAGGUUUUACACCUCAAUAUGAAGAAAAUACAGUCAGUAAAUGUAGCUAACGGGACACGUCUGCAUACAGAGGCUGCGUUAUACACAAUAACAAAGCGCGUCGUGGGUCAGCUGAUCGGUCCGCACGCGUCAUGUUCGAGUUCUGGAUUUUCGUUCGAAAUCUGAACAAAAAAAAUCCCGAAAUUUUUGUUCAAACUCCGAUUGGUUCGAAGUCUGGGAGGUUUGAAAACCGAGGUUCCACUGUAUAAGGAAAGACAAAAAGGGGUAGGAAGCUUUAUGAAAGCCGCUGUGUAUUAAUAAAUCCGGUGGGUCCAAGUGGUCUGUGGUGUAAUAAAUGUAUGAUUUCAUUUGUUGUAUAAUUCACGGGCAAUUAAUGAUGGUGAAUAAGCCUUUAUUGAGAAGGACUGUCAUGUCACCUCCAGAUCCCCGUCGUGUAGUCGACUCACAGCAGACUGAACAAUCACAAAAGAGCCUCGCGCUGCAGCCGGGGGGAGCCAUUUUUCACACUUUUUAACCAAGUGGAAGAGUCUGUCAAAUGGCAGCCGGGUAAAAGCGGAUGACCAGGGGUCUCGACGAUGGUGUUCCGUGAAGGAUGGGGCUGCACUGCAACACAUUUACUGUGCCUUUGCUCAACAUGGGGGCAGUGUCAUUCGCUCGAAGGAUGACGUUGUCAGUGGUUUUGCACACAGGCUGCUCCCUCCGCACCCCCCCCCCCACACACACACACACACCCCCGCCACCCCUCAAAGUCAAAUGAAAGCACAAGGAAUUGAUGCAAGGUGACUGCGUGUCCUCUCUUGUUGGUCUGAACAGGUGUGCAGAUCUCAGAGGACUCUUAAAAAUCUAAACAGCUGACAUAAUCAGGCUGUGCUAUCUGCUCCUUGACUGGUUUCAUAAAGCUCUUGUGGUUGCUGGUGAGACUGCUAAAGUCCAGCCAAUGGGAAAAUGUUUUUUUGUUUUUUCUGUCCUUAUUGAGCGAUAAGCACCGCUUCACCUUUUGUGUUUAUUUUAGACGGUAAUAGCAUUUUGAUUGUGAAAUCUUAUUUAUUUAAUGGUCUGAAUCGAUUGAUAUUUCAGUGUCGCUUCAAAUCUGCUUGUUAGGCUUGUAUUUUCCGCAUCACGGCCGCCGCGCGCCUCCGAAAAGUAGUUCAACUGGCGCUUGUUGUCAUGUUGUACUUCAGCCCACUUCUUCACAAACAACGAUGAAAAGAUGUGUCACGUUGUGUUUUAACUUUUCACAAAUUAGCAACGCCUCUAUUGAGUCACACAUAUUGAAGUUUUUUUUUUUUUUUUUUUUUUCAAUUUGCAAAUGCUCUUGACAGCUUGAAAAUAAAAUCAAGAUUCAACACGCAGUCUAUUCACAACCUCUGCAGUGGAAUGAGAUUCACCUCAUGUGUGAAGAAAAAGGACCGUUUUAAUUUAACACCUGCGGAAAAGUGAGUUCAUUAAAUGCUCAGAUCUCUACUGGUGACUGAAAUACACAUUUUAAUAUGAGAAACUUGGCUUCAUUCUUCGCUAUAAAGUCCACAGUGGUGUUAGAAGUCAGUGUAUUGAUGCUGGAAAUUUGUCAUGAAACACAGAUGCUGUGGAAAUCACAACACGCUAAACACAUGAAACAUGUUUUCUUCACACGUUUGUCGAUAAAAAGAAAUCCUGCUUUUCCUUUGAGUUGAUGAAAAAGAUGUUUUGAUUGAUAGAAGUGUCGCUUUAUUUUGUGAGUGCUCAGUGUCGUGAGAAUGGAACGUGGUGCCGUGUAAAUAGCUUGCGUAUAUUUUUCCAACAUGGCCAUCCAAGACGAACUUACUGCUUUUAUAUAGUGUGUCCUCGCGACCUUAAUACUGAUGUAUUAAUCAAUGAUCUCUGUGAGAUACUGACCUGUAGAAAGACGUUUUCAUAUUGAAAAGUAACUGUUUCGUCUUGUAUACUAAAAUCGUGCAUGUUAAUCAUUGUUUGUGAGUUUGUGUUGAGAUUCUUUUUUUCUAAAACCGUAACUUAAUAAAAUUGC
This is a messenger RNA of Synchiropus splendidus (mandarinfish), 6907 nucleotides long. RefSeq names its product contactin 3b (gene cntn3b). The record is from RefSeq and is a predicted model, not a curated record. Gene Ontology annotation, molecular function: protein binding. The transcript is spliced from 23 exons. NCBI's taxonomy places the organism in Eukaryota, Metazoa, Chordata, Actinopteri, Syngnathiformes, Callionymidae. The coding region runs from base 417 to 3497 and encodes 1026 amino acids.